Paramecium sonneborni is the source of this 819-nucleotide messenger RNA. The record is from the annotation of a GenBank genome assembly. Lineage: Eukaryota; Ciliophora; Oligohymenophorea; Peniculida; Parameciidae.
AUGGAUAACUCAAUGCCGAUAAUAAGGAAAAAAAGAAAUUCAACAGAUUAGACAUUAGAAAAUGGGUAUCCAAUUCCUCCGAUGAUAAAUUCAGAAAGAUUUAUUGCUAAUUUAUAAAAGAUUACAUUAAUGGAUAUAUUAGUACAAUUUAUUAGAGAUUCAGAAAAUAAGAGUAUAACUGAGAUUUUAAGAUCUAUAUUUGAGAUUGCAGAUAAAAAUAUAGAAGUUUAAGAUAAAUCUAAGGGAGAUUUAAGGAAUAAUAAUAAUAAUUACAGAGAUUACUAAAAAUUUGAGUCUAAUGAUGAAUAAAAUAAAAAAUAUUGGAAACAUUGUUCUGAUUAGAAAAAUAGUAAAUAAAAAGAUUUCAGAGGUAAUUAUAGAGAUAAUGAAAGAAGAAAUAGUAAUGAGAAAAGUUAUUAUUCAGAUAAAUAUGACAGAAAUGAAAAAUAUGAUAAAUAUGUAAAUAAUGAUAAUGAGGAGAGAUAUAAUAGAUAUAAUAGGAAUAAUAAUUAUGAUAGAAAUGAUAAGCAGGAUCGAUAUGAUAAAAUGAAUAAUUAUGAGAGAUAUGAUAAAAAUGAAAAAUAAUGGAAAUAUGAUAAAAAUGAGAGAAAUGAGAGAAAUGAUAAAUAUAAUAAAUAUGAUAAAGGUGAUAAUGAUUAAUAGAAUAAAGAGAGAAGAUAAAAUAAUGAAAAUGAAAAAGAGACAAAAGGUAUUAAUAGAGAUUGGGUAAUAAAGGUACCUGAAGUAAUUAUAAAGGAUGACUUAUUUUAAGAUAAUUAAAGUUAAGCACCAUUUUUGUCAAUAACUAGUCCUAAAUGA